Messenger RNA from Aspergillus steynii IBT 23096, 2170 nucleotides. RefSeq names its product DNA primase subunit PRI2. The transcript has 3 exons. Gene Ontology annotation, cellular component: alpha DNA polymerase:primase complex. The record is from RefSeq and is a predicted model, not a curated record. The coding region runs from base 464 to 1966 and encodes 500 amino acids. Gene Ontology annotation, biological process: DNA replication, synthesis of primer. NCBI's taxonomy places the organism in Eukaryota, Fungi, Ascomycota, Eurotiomycetes, Eurotiales, Aspergillaceae.
AAGGUCUAUCGGAAAGCUCAACCAAGCCGGGGAAGCGCAAAUUCCGUGGGGUUAUAGAUGCCUUCCCCGUUAGGAAGUCGGUGAGCGGGCCUCGUAUCGGACUUAUCUCCGCCCGUCGGGCAAUGCGUCUCAGGCACGUCUUGGUCCUGAAGGUGAGAUCUGGGGUGAGCCGGUCUCCGUGGAUGUCAAGAGCAUCAAGAACAUCCCCGGAGCAUAAUCAAUAUUUAUGCCCUGGAGAGUUCCGGGUCGAUCACAGGCACGGACAACUGUCAGGCCAUCAUGAACCGAGCUUGAGCGGUCCAGAAUCAAUUAAUCCUCGGUUGGCGGAUCUCGCGCAUGCCGCCCUCACGUGACCCUGACGCGCUCCCCACGCGGCGCGCGACGGUCGCGACGGGAAGGCGAUGGUUUCCACUCCAAGGACCAGUUCCAAGUGGCGGUACAAGUCGCACCACCACAGUCCAAGAUGAUCAGACAGGACUUCCAAAGGGUCGAUCCGAAGCGAAGGUCGAAUCUCGACCAUAAAAAGACACAGUUCGCAGUACCGAUCUUCAAGCAGCAGGACUAUCCGCAUCGGUUGAACUUCUACGAGGUCCCGCCGACUGCAGAGAUUACGCUGGAGCAGUUUGAACAAUGGGCGAUUGACAGAUUAAAAGUGCUGGCCGAAAUCGAGGCCUGCUCUUAUCGAAACAAGUCCCCUGCCGAAACUGCGACACAUAUUACGCCUUUGCUUCAGAAAUUCCUUCCCCUAUCCUCGAACACGUCCUCGACCCUCGGAGCUGCCGACCCGCGACUGAGAAAUGAGCGUCAAAAAGAUCACUAUUCACAUUUCACCCUUCGAUUGGCAUUCUCGGGCACGGAAGAGCUCCGCCGACGAUUUGCGCGGGCGGAGACGAUGCUCUUUAGAUUUCGAUUCCAACAAGAUGACACCAAAGAGAAGCGCGAUUUUAUCGAAAGUCUGAGUCUCGACUGGGAUCCUGUUAGCGAUGACGAAAGGGAUGCUCUCUCGGAACACCUCAUCGGCGCGACACCGGGUCUACGCCAGGUUAACGAAGAAGCCUGGUACAAGGUGGACUGGGAGAGGGUUCCCGAGUUGGUCGAAAAGCGGUCGGUGUUUUUGUCGAAAGGGAAAGCAUACGUUCCUGGCAAAGAGCAACUGAGUAUGAUCAUGGCGGAAUUUACCGCUCGGCUGGAACGUGCACUUGAGCUUACGAGUCGAGCCUUGCCGCGCUUAGACGAAGACGACCGACUGACGCCCAUCCUCGAUCAUCUGUCAAAGAAUUUCGGUAGUGCAGAUUCAACAUACUCCGAAGGCGAGGGCGUUGUCGAUGGUGCUGCGAUCACGGCCCAUAACAUCGACAAACUAUCCCAGCAUUUCCCGCUCUGCAUGCGCAGUUUGCACAUGUCGCUGCGCAAGAACAAUCACCUCAAGCAUUAUGGCCGUCUUCAAUACACGCUUUUCCUGAAGGGUAUCGGAUUAUCGCUGGAGGAGUGUAUUAUCUUCUGGCGUCAGUCCUUCAAGGGCUUUUCAGACGACGAGUUCAAUUCGCGAUACAAGUACAAUGUCCGCCACGCUUAUGGAGAUGUGGGCGGCGACGUCAACCGACGGGGACGAGGGUAUCCUCCCUACUCGUGCCAGAAGAUCCUCGGCGAUUCCAACCCGGGUGCCGGUCAAACUCAUGGCUGUCCCUACCGACACUUCUCGGUGGACAAUCUUGUUGGGCUGCUUCAGUCUACGGGUGUCCAUGAUAAAGACUUGCUCCGUGGAGUACGAGAGGACGUUGAAAAGACUCGCUACCAUAUUGCUUGCAACAGGGUCUUUGAUUGGGUACACAAAUCGGACAUCAAGAGAGUUAAAGAAGACGGAUCGUGGAACCAGAUGGAUUUGGACACCAUCGUCCAUCCCAAUACCUAUUUCAAACGGAGCUAUCUGCUCAAACAAGCGGGCAGGGCCCCCAGGAAUGGUUGAAAAGGGUCUGCGCAAUGGGUGCAUGAUGACAGAGACACGGUCGAUACUGAUUCUUUUCUUCCUGCGAAUAUUCUCACGAGGCGUUGACGGUUGGGUCAUGGAGACGCGAUGCGGAUUUUGAUUUCUUCUCUUUCUUUACGACGAUGUAUUUUUCCAAUUUGCAUUAGGGAUAAUAUAGGUAUAUAUUUAAGCAAUUGCAUUGGC